GCGGAAGAAGUUGGUUUUCUCGCACCUAAAUCGGCUUAUGAGUCAUAGGUGUGAGCCACACCGUGCUGUGGGAAUAAAAUGGCGGGGAAGAAGAAUGUUUUGUCGUCUCUUGCAGUUUAUGCGGAAUAUUCAGAUCCUGAAUCUGAUGGCGAAACUGGAGUCGACGCUGUAGGCAGUGCGGCUGAAGAGAAAGGUGGCUUAGUGUCUGAUGCCUAUGGAGAAGACGACUUCUCUCGCCCAGGGGGUGAUGAAGAUGGUUAUGAAGAAGAGGAGGAUGAGAACAGUAAGCAGUCGGAUAACACAGAAGCAGAGAAGCGGGAUCCCCAGGAAUUAGUGGCUUCCUUUUCUGAAAAGGUCCGCAACAUGUCACCAGACGAGAUCAAGAUCCCACCAGAACCGCCGGGCAGAUGUUCAAAUCACUUACAAGAUAAGAUCCAGAAGCUCUAUGAGCGGAAGAUAAAGGAGGGGAUGGAUAUGAACUACAUCAUCCAAAGGAAGAAGGAGUUCCGGAACCCCAGCAUCUACGAGAAACUGAUCCAGUUCUGUGCCAUUGAUGAGCUGGGCACCAACUACCCAAAGGAUAUGUUUGAUCCCCACGGCUGGUCUGAAGACUCCUACUAUGAGGCAUUGGCCAAGGCCCAGAAGAUUGAAAUGGACAAAUUGGAAAAGGCCAAAAAGGAGAGAACGAAAAUUGAGUUUGUAACAGGCACCAAGAAAGGCACCACAACCAAUGCCACGGCCACCACCACCAGCACUGCCAGCACAGCUGUCGCAGAUGCCCAGAAGAGGAAGAGCAAAUGGGACUCGGCCAUCCCCGUGACGACAAUAGCGCAGCCCACCAUCCUCACCACCACAGCCACCCUGCCAGCAGUGGUCACUGUCACCACCAGUGCCAGCGGCUCCAAGACCACUGUCAUUUCUGCCGUGGGUACCAUCGUGAAGAAGGCCAAGCAGUGACCAGAGGACACCCCAGGACUUGGCAGGACUGUGCAACCCAGUAACUUCCACCCACUGGGAGGUGCCUUUGUUUGGGACUGAUACGCACUCCCCACAUGCCUUCCAAGAGGAGCCUCGGCAUUCCAGCCGGAAGGACGUCACAGCAGAGGCAGUGUGUGCAUUGGACAGGGUCUGUGCGCACACCUCUUGGGUCUCACCCAAUUAAAAGUACUGCUUCUUGGGUCCUGGCAUGUCAGGUGCACUGGCCUCUCCCACGCUGCAAACCUGAAGCUCUAGUGCCCUUCGUAACAGUCAGGAUUGUGGCUCAGGAUGAACAAUGGCCGACAAGCCACGGGAGUACUCAGAGGGGUAGCCCAGGGAGCUGCCAUGGUCAUUCCCAGUGUAUGCCCAGGGCGUGGGCAGGUGGGAGCUCAAGGAGGGGCCACACACAUAACCUUUCCUGUUGUCUAUUUUCCUAUUCUCCUGAUCCAGAAACCAGUUCUGAACAAUUCUCCGGCAAUAACAGAGGCCGCUGCUCUCUUGGGUGCAGUUAAACACUCCCCACACUGCUUAUGAUACACACCCAGGCUUUUGAAAUCAGGCCAGAUAACAGAGGGCUGGGUGAUUCCCAACCUGCCCAGGGCAGGAGCAAAGUGUGGGCACCUGGCCAAGGCCGCCCCAGCCCCUCAGUGCCCAGUGAGUGUGGCCAGCAGGAUCCACGCAGUGGGGGAGAUGAAUCACCUCCUGCUCUGGCCAGGGCUGCCGCUCAUUGUUUGUGUGAAGGCGCUGCUCUGGGGAAGGUCUGCCACCCCGCCCUUCCUAUGUUGUUAUCUCUACCCAGCAGCAGCCCUUGGUAGCACCAGCAGCCACUCUGUGGGCCCAAACAUUCGCCAGCCCGACACGGAGGGAAGCUUGUCUUUCGUGCCCUCUGGCAGCUCUCCCUCCCAUUCAGCGGAAGGACUGAGUGUCAAAGGAGGAAGUGGGGCUGUGAAGGAUCCCACUCCUUCCAUGGGACCAACAGAGAUGGCCUCUAAGGUUGUGUUGGGUAUUUGUGAAAUACCCUAAAAUGAAAACCCUGUCACUACUGUCGUCCCCUUCUGUCCUUGACUGCAUGUGUCCCGAGCACCUCCAGUAAGGUCUACCCUGCAGGAGGCUCAGGACACCCAGGUCUGAGUAGGCACUUUGGGAGAUGAACCAAGGACGCCAACACCUUGGCUCCAGUCCAGUCUGCAGCAGCCCUGAACCAGUCCUGUGGAGCCUCGGAAAACACUACCUAAGGGCUUCGUGAGGGGCCUGAGCUUCACAAAGCUCAGCUGAAACCAGCCUCAUCCCCACCAAGAACUAAUUAGAUAGGGUCUCCUGAGCGGGUCUUUGAACGUCUGAUUCCUGCCUUUGCUUCCUGAGUGCUGGGAUUGUGAACAUGAAUCAUCACACUUAGUUUAUAUGGUCUGAGGGAUCGGAUCCAGGACUUCCUGCAUGCUAGGCAAACGCCAAGUGAGCUACAUUCCCAAAUUCUACCAGGGAUCUGUGGGGAUGGGAUGCUGGGGACCUGGCUGUUUGCUGGGGACCUCCAGACUCUCAACUGCUGCCAGUUCAGUCUCCUAUCCUGUACCGAGGGAUUGCUGCAACCCACGUUUAUGUAAUGUGUGUCCCACUGUUACCCUAAUCGACAGAAUCCUCCUCGGGCACGCUCAGAAGCUGGGUGAUCCCCACAGGUGUACCUGGAGGCUUGUGACCCAGAAGUCGAGUGGGCGAGGGCCAUCACAGAGUGGUGGGCUGCUCAACACCUCAGGUUGUGAUCACCUGACUCCCUUGACACUGCUUGCCCCAGGCUCUUUGUGACUGGCUUACCAAGCCUUGCCAGUGGUCCUGUGCUUUAGGCAAGUGAUGGGCAGGCCGCUGCUGUUUUGUGCUUUACACUUUUAUAUAUUAGAGUCGUAGUGUGUAGUACUUGGCAUCCAACCCAGGCUCCCUGUUCUACCACUGAACUAAUCCCAGGUUCCAGGCCCUUGUGAAGAGGAGAGGUUCAGCCCAGAGUAGCCUCAAGUGAGUCUCCUGCCCCUGCCUUCCAAGUCCUGGAAUUACAGGUGUACCUCCAGACCUGGUUUGGUUUUGUUUGUUUGUUGGGGGCGGGGGUGUUAAGGGUCGAGACAGGAUUUCUCUAUCACAGCCCUGGUUUUCCUGGAACUCAUUCUGUAGACCAGAUCCUCCUCCAUCUGCCUCCCAAGUGCUGGGAUUAAAGCUGUGCACCACCA
Messenger RNA from Rattus norvegicus (Norway rat), 3191 nucleotides. NCBI's taxonomy places the organism in Eukaryota, Metazoa, Chordata, Mammalia, Rodentia, Muridae. The record is from RefSeq and is a predicted model, not a curated record.